AUGUGUGUGUGUGUGUAUGUGCGCAGGCUGGAUGUGUUGACACGCAUUUCUGCUCCAUCUCCUUGAUUAAAGCGCCUGCCUGCCUUGCCUGGAGGGGAGUCGCAGCGGAGUGUGAAGCGGCCAGGGGCUGGGCAGGAAUGAGAUGGGACGGAGCCGCGGCAUCAGCAGAAGCAUCAGCAGCAGCAGCAGCAGCAUGCAUCCCACCACCACCACCAGCACCAGCAACAGCAGCAGCAGGCGUCCAUUUUAUACGAUUAUAUGAGCCGAUAAGCGCCAUCACCACAGUGUCUGAAUCCCGCAGAUGGUCAGCCGUGUGCACUCCCGGGGAUGACAACAUAGGCCAACGCCUCGCUCCAGCUGCAUACAAGGAAUGAAAACGCUCCCAAGAUGGUCCGCAUCGCCAAGGCCCUGGGUUUGGUUAUUCUGUGCGUCGCCGUGUUCAUACUCUCCCUCAUCAGCUAUGUAUCCCUGCGAAAAGACAACCUAUUCACCUCCUCUAAAUACAUCAUGGGAGGCCCGAGGAUUAUGUUUCACGCAGGAUUUCGGUCUCAAUUUGCUAUGAAUUUCCUGGAUCCAUCUUUCAUUCCUCUAACUAAUGCCCUAAAUGAAGAGCUCCAAGGAAAGCCGUACAAGUGGAAAUUCAACAAGACUGCUUUUUACCAGCAGAGGAAAGAUAUCUUCAGCUACAUCGACAUCCCCAGUAACUUCUCCCUCACAAAAAACAGUGUGCGUGUGGGCCAGUUGAUGCACUUUGACUACUCCAGCCACAAGUAUGUCUUUUCCAUCAGCAACAACUUAAAAUCUCUGCUCCCAGAAACCUCUCCUAUCCUAAAUAAACACUACAGCAUGUGCGCUGUGGUGGGAAACAGCGGGAUCCUGACCGGCAGUCACUGCGGCCCAGAAAUCGACCAGGCCGACUUUGUCUUCCGCUGCAACUUUGCCCCUACGGAAGUCUACUCCAAGGACGUAGGGAAGAAGACAAACCUGACCACAUUCAACCCCAGCAUCCUAGAGAGGUAUUACAACAAUCUGCUGACCAUUCAAGACAGGAACAAUUUUUUCCUCAACCUGAAGAAGCUGGAGGGGGCCAUCCUGUGGAUCCCUGCCUUCUUCCUUCAUACCUCAGCCACAGUGACCAGGACCCUGGUGGACUUCUUUGUGGAGCACAAGGGCCAGCUGAAGGUUGAACUGGCCUGGCCUGGAAAUAUCAUGCAUGAUGUCAACAAAUAUUGGAAGACUAAAAACCUUUCCCCGAAGCGGCUUAGCACUGGUAUUCUCAUGUACACACUGGCCUAUGCUAUGUGUGAUGAGAUCCACCUCUACGGCUUCUGGCCUUUUGGCUGGGACCCCAACACAGGCAAGGAGCUGCCUUACCACUACUAUGACAAAAAAGGGACCAAAUUUACCACCAAGUGGCAGGAGACGCACCAGCUGCCCAGUGAAUUCAAGCUCCUCUACAAGCUGCACAGGGAAGGUGUGACCAAACUCAGUCUGACACACUGCUCUUAGACAUAGCCCGAUCGUUGGAUUGUUAAGACUCGACGACUCCAGAGACAGUGACCCAGAUACAUCAGCCCAGCUCAAACUUCUGUUGUCACACACAAUGCAUGAUAAGUGUUAAAUCAAUUUAUGACACUCUCAUUCUACAAACACAGUCACAUCACGUUGUAGUUUCACAUGAGGAUGCCAAAAUCAUGUGGGAUAUAAAUCAAGCUGUUGUUUUGUUGACUACUACAGUUAUGGUAUACGCUGCUCAGUUGCUUCCAUUACUGCUCUUUGUGUGGCUUCGAGCCAUGGUUCAACAUCUCAAACACAACUAACCUUUAUUUCAGCUGGGGUCUGCAGGCAAUUUGCUGCAUAAACAAACACAAAGAGUCAAAUUUUCCAGUUUUUGAUUUUGUUUUGUUUGUUUUUUUCUGAGAAAUAACAAUAUUGAUUGAGUAAUCGCCUUUUACAACAGUAUACUGAUUCUGUACACUGAAAUCACUGCCUAAUCUCAGGGAAGGAGUUAGAUCAGUGUUUUUUUGUAAUCAGAUUCAAUGCCUCAAGAGAGGUGCAGUUCCUCUUUUCAGGCCUUCUUUUCCCCCCAUGAGGUGUCAGACAAUCUGCACUGCUCUGGAACUAAGAUGGUAUUUGUUUACAAGAUGUAUAGUCUAUACUUGUGUGUCUUUUAUUCUUCGUAGACAGUGUGACUGUCCACUUCAAAUUUUGUUUAGGUUCUUCAAAUUUUGGAAUAAACAUUCCGACAAUAAGCCAUAAAAUUCAAGGACAGAGGAUUUUAGGAUGUCAUUAUAACACAGAGUUUUACAAAGUAUCAGCCUACAUUAUGGUCUGAUCGAUAAAUUAAUUUAGUCAUGCUAGCAGGCCCAUAGGAAAUAAUGUUUAUCUUAGUGUAGAGCUGCCAGGACUGGGUUGCACAGGCUAUUCAUAAAUCAAACAGUGUUAAAUAUAUAUACAUACAUAGACGAGUUAAUUAUAUAUAAAAUAAUUUCAUUUCCAAAGUGGCUUUUGUUGUCAAUUCCCUUGUUUACUCUCCACCUAAAGUUGUCAAAUAAAGGUACAAAAAUAUCGCCCAAAAUGGUUUAUUAAGAGAUGUUUCUUGGCCUGAAUUGAACAUUGCAGCUCUCUAACAUUAAAUUUGUGUCUCACUAUAAAAAUUUGAAAAGUCUGCUGGGAGAUUUAAUGCCUGUUAACUGUAACGUAAAUGUUUUAUGAAGCCAAACGCUUUUAAACUUUACUGCCAGUAUUUUUGUAAAUGCAGGUAUGGCUUUAAUUUGUUCUAUACACAAACAAAGUCAGAGGUUCCCAAGCUGAAGCAGGUAACAUGGAGCUGCAAAGAGUCAUUGCUUGUGCCAAGCUAAUUGAUGUAAUUUAGAUGAUACAUGACAUUUCUUUUUGUAAUUGUACAGUAUUUUAUGUUGUGAAAUAUUAAUUUUAAAUCUACACAUUUAUCUUAUUAGCAUUUGGUAGUUUUAUACAGUUAGCCUCUUAACAAUUGAUGUAAUGUAGCUCGAUCAACUGAAAUCAUGUUAACAAAACAUGACUCAAUUAAAACUUAUUUUGGUUUUUGAACACUAUUCUUUUUGUAAUUUUACAUGUAACCUAUUGUUUUUGAAAUAUAUCAUUUAAUGACCUUUGCAUUGUUAUACAUUUUACAUUUUAGCAUGCUAAGAGUGAUUUUGUACAGUUAAGUAUUUAACAAAUCUGCCAUUUAACAAUAUUUAAUAAGUGUAAAAUGUAGGAACAUGUUUGUGUGGUUACUUUUUUUUUAUUAUUGCUAUAUCAUUUUUCCACUUAGUUUUGAUUAUGUAUGUAGCUAACAUUUGACCUUAUGAAUAGCUAUUGCAACCAGAAACCAUAGUGUUCAACCAUUUAUAAAUGGAGAUACACUUUUGUAAAUCGUUUGGGCUAAAAAAAAUCUGAAGUUUGGACUGAUCUUUCUACUUAAAAUCAUGACUAGCAUGACAAAAAAAUAAAUAAAAAAUACUACAUUUUGGACACAAUCAACACAAACACUACUUCAAUUGCAAAAAAAGAAAGAAAAAAAGACAGUAUUUAUUAUAGUGUUUUUGUCGAAGAGAAUGUUAUUUAAUCACAUAACCAUAUCAAAUCUAAUGUUCGUG
Messenger RNA from Sphaeramia orbicularis (orbiculate cardinalfish), 3623 nucleotides. It is a transcript of the gene st8sia3, whose product is annotated as ST8 alpha-N-acetyl-neuraminide alpha-2,8-sialyltransferase 3. NCBI's taxonomy places the organism in Eukaryota, Metazoa, Chordata, Actinopteri, Kurtiformes, Apogonidae. The transcript has 4 exons. The record is from RefSeq and is a predicted model, not a curated record. Bases 388 to 1509 code for a protein of 373 amino acids. Gene Ontology annotation, molecular function: alpha-N-acetylneuraminate alpha-2,8-sialyltransferase activity. Gene Ontology annotation, biological process: N-glycan processing; oligosaccharide metabolic process.